AUGGCUCCUGAAUUCUUUAUUUAUAUAUUUUUGGGACUCAUCGAGCUUACUGUAUCCACUUUUUUAUUGUCUACAGUUGUGCAUAAUACGAGGCUACGGGAGAAGUAUUCCAUAUUUUUAGUAAAAUUCAUAGUGGACAUUGUCGUGGCUUGUCUUCUUCUUCUCCUUGCAUAUUUGGAUCGACAUUCAGAUGAAAGGAUAUGUGGAGCCACAUUGGUGAUUUCAACAUCAAUUCCGUUGCUUCAGGUCCUCCUACUCCUGUGUGAAGUGAUCGAUUGGUCAUUAGCCGCGUUCUCUCCUGUGUAUUUCCAUCACUCCAGUCUAUUCUCUAGGAUUCUUCCGUUUAUUGCUGGAGCUAUUUGCUACACUAUCAUUUUGACAGCAUUGGUGGUAAUUGACGCCACGAGUCAAACAGUCUCCUGUAUCACAUCUCCGGAAGCUUCGGCUGUCACCACGGCUUAUGAUUUCUCUUUUGCCAUCACCACAGUAUGCGUUGUCGGACUGGCUCUUUUAUUGCAUCGAAACCUGAAUAGCGCCUAUUUUCGACCAGUUAUGCUUCAUUUCAUUGCGACAUUAUUCCUAGAAGAAAUUCCACUGCUCACUUGUAUUAUGUUGAAAUAUUCGAAUAGUAAAUCCGCCAUUCUUGCUGCAGAUUUUACGAAUUGGCUCGUCUGUAUUCACUCGCUUCUCCAUUCCUCGUACUUUGUUUACAACCAUCAGGACUACGAGAAACCGUUCUGGACUUGUUCCGAAAGUGGAAAAUCGUUAGGAGUGAAUCUGGGAUGA
Caenorhabditis briggsae is the source of this 786-nucleotide messenger RNA. Bases 1 to 786 code for a protein of 261 amino acids. The record is from RefSeq and is a predicted model, not a curated record. The transcript is spliced from 5 exons. Lineage: Eukaryota; Metazoa; Nematoda; Chromadorea; Rhabditida; Rhabditidae.